Gopherus flavomarginatus (Mexican gopher tortoise) is the source of this 5040-nucleotide messenger RNA. It is a transcript of the gene PDK1, whose product is annotated as pyruvate dehydrogenase kinase 1. Gene Ontology annotation, cellular component: mitochondrion. NCBI's taxonomy places the organism in Eukaryota, Metazoa, Chordata, Testudines, Testudinidae. The record is from RefSeq and is a predicted model, not a curated record. Gene Ontology annotation, biological process: protein phosphorylation; regulation of glucose metabolic process. Bases 101 to 1333 code for a protein of 410 amino acids. The transcript has 12 exons. Gene Ontology annotation, molecular function: pyruvate dehydrogenase (acetyl-transferring) kinase activity.
GGCCGUGGCCCGGGCAGGAGCCGGACCUCCGGGCAGCUGCACUGGCGGGAAUGGCGGCCGGGCCGGGCUGAAAGGAGCGGAGCCGCGUCUCGAGGCCGCCAUGAGGCUGCUGCGGGCUCUGCUGAGAGGCGCCUCCCCGGCCGGCCUCCCGCAGCAGGUGGAUUUCUACGCCCGCUUCUCCCCGUCGCCCCUCUCCAUGAAGCAGUUCCUGGACUUCGGAUCUGAAAAUGCUUGUGAAAAGACUUCGUUUAUGUUUCUGAGACAAGAGUUGCCUGUAAGAUUGGCAAACAUAAUGAAAGAAAUAAGUCUGCUUCCGGACAACCUGCUAAAAACACCUUCAGUUCAGCUGGUGCAGAGCUGGUAUGUCCAGAGUCUUCAGGAAAUCCUUGACUUUAAGGAGAAGAGUGCAGAAGAUUCAGAAGUUAUUCAUAGGUUUACAGAUACUGUGAUAACAAUCCGGAACCGACACAAUGAUGUAAUUCCUACAAUGGCUCAAGGUGUGAUUGAGUACAAGGAAAGCUUUGGUGUUGAUCCAGUGACCUGUCAGAAUGUGCAGUAUUUUUUAGAUCGUUUCUACAUGAGUCGCAUUUCAAUCAGAAUGCUCCUCAAUCAGCACUCUUUGCUGUUUGGUGGAAAAAUUAAAGUUAAUCCAGCUCAUCCAAAACACAUUGGAAGCAUUAAUCCUAACUGCAAUGUUGUUGAAGUUAUUAAAGAUGGCUAUGAAAAUGCUAAGAGACUUUGUGAUUUAUAUUACAUGAGCUCUCCAGAACUUGUGCUUGAAGAGUUGAAUGCAAAAUCAUCAGGACAACCCAUCCAAGUAGUAUAUGUACCAUCCCAUCUCUAUCACAUGGUUUUUGAACUUUUCAAGAAUGCAAUGAGAGCCACAAUGGAACACUAUACCGAUGGAAGCGUUUACCCUCCUAUUCAAGUACAUGUCACAUUAGGCAAUGAGGAUUUAACUGUAAAGAUAAGCGAUCGUGGUGGCGGUGUUCCGAUGAGGAAAAUUGAUGGACUGUUUAACUAUAUGUAUUCAACUGCACCACGUCCCCGUGUUGAGACAUCACGAGCAACACCUCUGGCUGGAUUUGGUUAUGGUUUGCCUAUAUCACGUUUGUACGCACAGUACUUCCAAGGAGAUCUGAAACUGUAUUCCUUAGAGGGGUAUGGCACAGAUGCAGUUAUCUACAUUAAGGCUUUAUCAACAGAAUCAAUCGAAAGGCUUCCUGUGUAUAACAAAUCAGCUUGGAAACAUUAUGUAGAAAACCAUGAAGCAGAUGACUGGUGUGUGCCAAGCAGUGAGCCAAAGGACAUGACCACAUUCCGCAGUAUAUAAUUGUACAACAGUCCAGAAAAAAUAAUCCAGAACAAGCAGAAGCUAGGUGGAUUCAGGAACAACUUUCCAGAGUUGACACCAGUGACUAAAUCCCCACUUUUGAAGGUAAGCAUUUCUCGUUGAAUCUUUCCUACAAUUUAGAAAUAUCUGCUGUAACUCUGCAGAACAAGCCAACUAAUUCCUGCAAAAGGAGGAGGCGGAGAAUUUUCAGAUUACGAUGCAGCAGUCAAUUGACAUCCUGGGAGAGAAACUGAGGAACAAGUGGAAGAUUUAUUGUUGGACAAAGAGCUAGGUGAAACAGGCAAAGAAACUAUGCCUAUCUCAACUACGUCAGGACUAUUAGGACAACUCUGGCCUCGUCCUGUUAGAUUUUGUUCACCAUUCUGACAUCAAAACUGCCAGGGGAAAUGCAUAAAAAAGUGUUGCUUCAUCCUAAGGAGGAGGAAGGCACCUAACAGCUCUACCCCUUAACAGAACAGAUGACAAAUCCUGUUUGUAGCAGUGAUGAAGAGCUUCACCUCUGGGAAUCCCCAAGUUUGAAUUAUACUGACAAGAAUCUGGGAGUCCAAUUCCCAUUUGCAGUACUGAGGAAUAAAACCUGCUGGGAUCAUUGGCAUUCACAUUUUGCCUGCGCAGGAGAUACACUGCUGAUAUUCUUAUGUGAUUUGUUUUUAAAUGCAGUAGGUUCCAUAACCUUAUUGCUUUGGCACAGAGGGAAAGGCAUCUCACUCCUCCAUGCCAACUGAUAUAAAACAUGCAGGCCACAUUGUCUGUCAUGAAUCUGUCUGAUGAGAGGCAGAAAAUGGAGGCAGGCAUUUCUGACUGUUCUGAGCUCCAACAAGUUGAUGUGGAGGAUGGUUUAUUGGGGUGACGCUCUGCCUUGUAUCAUGAGAGCAUCAAGAUGUUAUUCCUAGCCUAACAGAUGCAUCUGUGGCUAGUUACCCUUAGCAUAAGCUAAAGGAAGGGAACUUCCUUUCCCUACACUGCAAUGGUCUUUCCAUCAAUCUAGGGAGUGCUUCACCUGUUGGAAGAACUGACACACAUUUGUCCAGGCUAUGUCUCUUUGGUAAGCAAACUGAUCUGAGCCAUCCUGGAAACAAUGAAAGAGUAAUCUCACAUAUUCUGUCAAAGGUGCAAGCCACCAAGUGACCUAGAAGUUGAAGACAGUUUCUGACAGGGGGUCCUCCUACUACUUGCUUCUUGGCAGCGACCGGGGAAUGGGAGCAGUGCUGUGUCGGGCGUUUUUGGGGCCCAGAAUAUCGCCAGUCCUAAGAUGAGCGUGGGAUCUUCUGCGGUGCCGAAGAGGGUACCGCUGGAGGAGUGCUCCACACCGAGAUACUCGGGCCCGUGUCUUGAGAGGGCCACAGGGCCAACUCCAUGAGGAGUUGCCUAAGACGAAUCUCCCUCUCCUUAUGCAUCUGAGGUUUGAAUGCUUUACAAAUUCUGCACUUGUCUGCUUGAUGACCCUUCCACAGACCUGAGACAGGAAUCGUGGAGGUUGCCCGUAACCAUGGGCCUGUUGCAAGACUUGAAGCCCUGAGAUGGCAUGCCCCAGGGCCCCGCAGGGCAGUCAUUGACGAGACUGCGCUCAACAACUAAACUACACUUAAUACUAUAGAAAAAACAAUUAACACUUAACACUAACUACUAACAAUGAACCAACAAUGAAGAUAAGAGAAUGCUAGGGAUAAGUGGAGCACCUGAUAAGGCAAGAGACCACUGUUCCAACCACCGUCACAGGCGGUAAGAAGGAACUGAAGGGGGAUGGGUCGGCCUGGUAGGGGCUUAUAUGGAUCGCCAUUUUGGUGUCAUCCCAGGGGGUGCUAGGAAAAAAAAAAGUUUCUGACAUCCGUGCACACGCUGCGUGCGCACACCUAACUGGAAUUGAUAUGAGCAAUCUCUCGAAGAAGAAAUCCUUUACCAUAUUCAGGACUUCUCUGAGGAAAUCACACAACUAUAGCCAAGAUGCCCUGUGCAUCACCACUGCUGUGGAAAUGGAGCAGGCUACAGUGUCUGCAUCAUCCAGAGCUUCCUGGAAAAUUGUCCUCGCCAGUACCUGUCCCUCAGCAGUGGUAGCCUGACAUUAUUCCCUUUGGUCUGGAGGAAGGUGUUGAAUGAAAACUGAAUUUUGCAUAAUUUGUGAAGUUAUAUUUGGCCAUCAUUUCCUGUAAUUCAUAAUGUGGAAUUUAAUGGUUGUAGAUGAAUAAGAUUUCCUUCCUAAAAGGUCCAGGCACUUCUGGUCUGUCAUAUGGGGGGGGGGGGGGCGGGGGAGGAUGUAUACCAUUUGUUCACUGGUGUCAACUACUGAGAGUUGAGUGGAGGGUGGGAAAAUAGAAACUCAGAGUCCUUGGUGGGAACUUAAUACUUUAUCGGCUCUCUCAAAUAUAGAUGUUACUGUGGGCAGCGUUUGCCAAAUGGUUUUUGCAGGUUCCAGCAGAGCCUCACUGAUAGGAAGGGCAACCCUGGAUGGUGUUGCAGAGUGAACAAUAUUCAACAGCUUCUGUCAUGAUUCUCUGAUUUCCUUGAGAGGUAUCUGUAGGGAGUUUUCCAUGUGUUUAAUGAGGUCUUGAAAUCGCUGACCAUCAUUGGCCAUAGGCGGAAGCAUCAUUACCACCUCUCUGGGUGAUGAAGAAACCACCCCUCAGACUACCAUCCCAUCCUCAUCUGCCCUUGCCUCCUGAUCCUCAAACCUUUCCUCUUGUUGAGUGGUGUGAUGGGAGAGGAGAAGCUUGAGUCUCCACCAUCAUCUCAAUGGGAGAGAGCUGAGGCCUUGGAGAACUGUUGACAAUAAGCUAUCCCGGUGUCCCAAUAUGGCCACUGAGCACCAUAUCCAGGGGCAGGCAUCCAGAGUUGUUUCCACCAAGAAUGAUGAGCUCCCUAGAAAUCCUCUGUCUCUUUGAGAAGGAGGUUCCUAUGUGGGUACACAGGAGAACGUUGGAUAGAGACCUCCCUUCAGUAUCACUGAUCUCUAUCACUCUUCCUCCUCUAAUUGGGGAACUCCAACUGAAGAGGGAGGUGAGUCAGAGAGGUAUAUGGGUCUAUGACAGAGUGGUUCUCGGUACUGAUGGAGACUCUGGUUCCAUAAGUCCUUUGGGUACUUAAAGUCUUGCAGUACUGAGCAGAAUUGUGGUAACCAUUGUGGUACCAAAGGCGUGGUAUGCUCAUCCCUGCAGGAUGGUACUGAGAAUUUCAAAUGUUUUUGAAGGCAUUGACAUAGAUGGAGACUUAGUCAUACAGGUACUGAAGAACCCAACAGGGGUGCUGGAAGAGGGGUUAAGUCCAGUGGUACUGGUCUUAGGUAUUUGUUCUGGCCAUUUCUGCUAAGCGGUAGUGGGUUCUUCUCAGAGACACAUGCUAACCCUUAGAGAUAUGUGAUUUCCCCCCUUGCCUUUCUCGGAGAAGAUAUUCGCCUCUAUUGCAAUGACUCUAAGGUUGAAGAAGCUGUUCACCUGCCCAGAGAACGAGGUCAUUCUGAGGUACAUUACUUAAUAGGAGAGUUAGAGAUCCUCUUUUGGGGACCUUUAGAGAAGGUCUCUGAGGCUUUCCCUUUUCUGGGGGAGUACUGCACCAAGCUCAAAGGGUGCAAGAUACUCCACAGAGAUUGAUGUACUGAAGAGAGGGGAGGGUGUUGUUCUGACCUGGCUCUGAAGUGGGGCAAAAUGACUGCUCUACCAUCAACAGCCACAGCUUGAUUUCCUGGUCUUUUA